Molecule: messenger RNA, 577 nt
Organism: Physella acuta
Lineage: Eukaryota; Metazoa; Mollusca; Gastropoda; Physidae
Source: RefSeq, a predicted model, not a curated record
ACCAUCACAUCACAAGCAGACGAUGACGCAUCACGUGGUACUCACCCUGGUCCUGUCCUUGGCCUGUGGACUGGCAGACGUCAGGGCGUGUCCAGCAGACGCUGUGACCCUGGCCUGCAACAUCCUGGCCAAACACAACAGCGGGAAGGUCGUACUGGCCACCGCCCAUUUCUCUCGCAUAACGGACAACGCCUUCGCUCUCAACAACAUCCGGGACAUGUGCAACGGGAAAGAGGCCAGUAGAUCCAGCUACUCAUGCAGUGAAUGUAAAACUAAGCCUGCACCAGGUGGAACUGUCUGCAUCUCCUCCAAGGUCCUGACCUACCUGUCUAACCUCAUAGACAAAGGUACAGUGAAGGUGAAUGAGAUAGCAGGUGCCUGUCACAGCUGUACGUCCAAACACUACUCAGGUACCGCAAUUGACCUGGACGAUGGACCAAGAGAUGCUGAGUACAUGACGGCCUGUCGCAACAUAGGAGGCGUGGCUAUAGACGAAGGCAACCACAUCCACUGCCAGUUUUAAGCUCGUUUAAACAAUCGCUGCAAUUUAUUUUUACUAUUAAAUAUGCUAUACCUU